CGUGUUGAGCUAGCGCGAGGCUGAGUGCAUGGGGUUUAAAGAGGAGAGAGAAGGGAAGACAGUGGCGAGAUUUCAAUCAACUCAACAACACAGAUAAAAAAAAAAUACAGCAGCAGAAUUAAGCCCCUCUCCUUUAACGAAAAUGGCAAAAGGGGACCCCAGGAAGCCCAAGGGCAAGAUGUCUUCUUAUGCCUACUUCGUCCAGACAUGCCGUGAGGAGCACAAGAAGAAAAGCCCUGAGAUUCCAGUCAGCUUUUCAGAAUUCUCCAAAAGAUGCUCUGGGAGAUGGAAGGCGAUGUCCGAUAAAGAGAAAGCCAGAUUCGACGACAUGGCCAAACAGGAUAAGGUGCGAUAUGAUCAAGAGAUGAUGCACUACAUGCCUGGAGGAAAGAGAGGCAAAAAGAAGGAUCCCAAUGCACCCAAGAGACCACCCUCUGGGUUUUUCUUAUUCUGCUCGGAUCAUCGUCCACAAAUCAAGGCUCAGUAUCCCAGCCUGGGUAUUGGAGAUGUGGCCAAAAAACUGGGAGAACAGUGGAACAGCCUCACAGAUUCCAACAAGCAACCCUACCUGAUAAAGGCCAACAAGCUGAAGGACAAGUAUCAAAAGGACGUUGCAGACUACAAGACGAAAGGCAAGGUUGGGGGUGUGUCCAUGCCCAUGCCCAUGGCCAUGGGAAUGAUGGGGAAUUGUAUGGCUCCAAAACCAAUGGCGAAGAGCAAUAUGGAUGAUGAAGAUGAUGAGGAGGAGGAAGACGAGGAAGAGGAUGAUGAUGAAUAUGAUGAUGAUGAAUAGACUCAUUUUCGUGUGUUUGAUUAAUUAUGACUAUAAUACCUAUUUCUCCCCCAUUGAAGUACAGUAGAUACGGAAUACACUGGUGGUCUUUCAUAGCCAGAUGUUGUUUUAAUGAAGGUGGAAUUUUUUUGUACUGUUGGCGAGAGACUAAGGGGUAUUUACACAACACCGUUUUCACCUAAAAACGGAAAACUUAUUAUGCGUUUUGGCCAUUCAUCAACACUACAACAGUCGUGGUAAGAAAAACGAAAUGUUAUUGCCUCCAUGUAAACUACAAAAUCACUAAUUUGUGAAAACGUUGACACCAUGCGCAUGCGUAUUACGUGUUCAGUCUAUAGGUGCGUGCGUAGUGUUUCCUUGCAAAGUGACAUCGCCAACUACUGGCCUGGCAUGUAUAAUACAGUGUUUUUGGUCGUUUUAGCAGAUCCAUGUAUACGGGGAUGCGUUUUUCGCAUGUACGCAAAAAACACAAAGGAAAAACUUUUCCGUGUUUAGUACGUCGUUGUUGUGUAAAUGUACCCUUACUACCACAGUUUCUUACCUCCAGCUUUGUGUGUGUGUGUGUGUGUGUGAGUGUGUGAGUGCAUGUGCACAUAUGAAGCUCUCACUUCAUCAUGGUAGCCCAGUGUCUUCCUAGCCCAUGUUUUUAUCAUUUUUACCAAUUGUAUAACAAAAGGCAUUUAAACAAGUAAUACUCUUUCUGUAUAUGUAAAUCCCUGUCCUAUAUUUUUCUUUUUGUUUAAGAGGUUCCUGAGUGUGUAGCUUUGUAUAUGGUUGACACUGAGUAGAUAUUGUUUAUGAUUGUAAUAUGUUGCAUGUGGAAAUGUGUCACAGUUUUGUACACUGUGCACCGAUAUCAGACAUUUCAUGCUGAACCAAGCUUUCUCUUCCUUGUCCAGUUUAGGAAAAAAAUCAGUGCAAAAGAGCAAUUGCCACCAGCACGUCAGUUAGUCCUGUUGCAGGGGUGUGUGCUAUAUGUUGUUUACUAUACUAUAUGAUAUUAGCACAUACAAGAUCGAUAUAGGAAAGAUAUUUAUAUCAUCUUUCUUGUAUAUUAACUGUUGUGUGAUCUAGGAAUGUACCAAAAUAGAAAUACUGAAUUUUGUAAAAUGUGGUCAAAAUGUUACAAUGUGAAGCAGACGAGAACUUAGCACUAUUGAAAUAUGGCAUAAAAAGUAUAAUGUUAGUAUUGGGGGGGGGGGGGGGGGGGGGAUAAUACUGUCCAAAAUGGUCACAAUAUGGUGCAUUCCUAGUCUGAUCCUUAUUUUUGUUGAAUAUAAAGUAAGAAACAAUGCUGAUGAUAAAUCUGCACUUAUCUGUAUCUAUGAUUUUCAUUUUAUAUGUUUGAAGUUUGCAAUUAAAUUGAAACAUUUUUA
Messenger RNA from Pimephales promelas (fathead minnow), 2169 nucleotides. It is a transcript of the gene hmgb3a, whose product is annotated as high mobility group box 3a. Lineage: Eukaryota; Metazoa; Chordata; Actinopteri; Cypriniformes; Leuciscidae. The record is from RefSeq and is a predicted model, not a curated record.